Messenger RNA from Symbiodinium natans, 993 nucleotides. The record is from the annotation of a GenBank genome assembly. NCBI's taxonomy places the organism in Eukaryota, Dinophyceae, Suessiales, Symbiodiniaceae.
AUGAUGUAUACCGUCAAUGCCAGUAGAGGAACGCGCUUUCACGGGGUGCCACCCCGCGGAGCGCAGAUUUGCCGACUCCCCGCUCAGUACAGCCAGGAGGCUAGUGACGAAGAUGAUGACUUUGACUGGCCGGCUCAGUCAGAAGCAUCCGAUUCAUCCUCGAGUGCGAACGACUUCGGCCUGAACCAGCCAGAUGCGCUGUCAGAGGUUGAUUCGGCUUCGGCCUCUGCUGGAAGCCCUUCUGUCAGUCGGCAUAGCUCCGCCUACGAGUUGCCGAGAUUCGGCCUAGCAGACUCUGAUCUCUCAGAGACUGACUUUCUGGGUGUCGGUGAGACGGAUGACAGCCACGAUUCAGAUUCUGAUGGAGACCUCUCAAAUGUCAACGAGGUUGACCUUGAGGAUGAGGACGAAAUCCAGGAGAUACCCAAUCCACCACAGCUGCCUUUGGUGUCGGAGGAACGCUUGCAGGAAGUAUGGCCUUUAGGAGAUGCUGCGUUCGGCAUCUUUGUCUGUCCGAUUACUCAUGACGUGAUGACAGAUCCCGUCGUCUGUGCGGAUGGAUACACGUAUGAGCGCACGGCAAUCGGCAGGUGGUUCGAAGCGUCACGCAAGAGUCCUGUAACUGGUCAGAGUUUGCCUCAUGUGGAGAUGGUGCCAAACCAUUCGGUCAGAACACUGCUGAAGACUCUCAUAGACAUGACCGACAAGCCCAAAGUGCAAGACACGUCUCGGCCGUUGACGCCCGUCGCGACAAAGGGCAGCUCGCCGCCAGAGAUGGUCGACCUACAGUCAAGAUCUAUGUCUGGACAUAUUCCAGACCUGUCGGGAGACGAAAAGCCAUGCUUGUGCCCACCGCCCUCAUCAACCGACGCAGAGACCGACUUGGUUCGUGGAUCUUCUUCCAGCAGCUCUUCAUCCUCAUCAUCAACUCUGCAAAGAUCUGCAAAGCGUCGGGGAAGUCCUAUUCCGGAGUCUAGGAUGCCUUCCAUGUGA